Messenger RNA from Loa loa (African eye worm), 321 nucleotides. RefSeq lists its product as hypothetical. The transcript has 2 exons. The record is from RefSeq and is a predicted model, not a curated record. The coding region runs from base 1 to 321 and encodes 106 amino acids. NCBI's taxonomy places the organism in Eukaryota, Metazoa, Nematoda, Chromadorea, Rhabditida, Onchocercidae.
AUGUCUUCCCCUUUGGUAUUGAAAUUACAAUUUACUGCAAACUGUGAAACUGCUACAAAAGGGAUAUUUUAUCAUCUGCAUGUCGCAAGAGUUAGUAAUACAGAGGGUCAUGUGGGUAUAGCUAAAGUCAACCCUCAAGUACUGGAAGUCCAAAUCCAAUCGAAUACAACUCCAGCUCAAACACACAGAGAAACUUCUGCGUUGACAACGAUCACUCAACCAAAUCAAAGAUUACCUAACACACGAAACAAAACUUUGACUUUAGCUGCAAUUAACCAGCCUAAACCAAAAUCAAUUGCAAUCUGGAAAGAAAUUAAAUAG